Molecule: messenger RNA, 2320 nt
Organism: Lotus japonicus
Lineage: Eukaryota; Viridiplantae; Streptophyta; Magnoliopsida; Fabales; Fabaceae
Product: cysteine-rich receptor-like protein kinase 10
Exons: 7
Coding region: 164-2113 (649 amino acids)
Biological process (GO): protein phosphorylation
Molecular function (GO): ATP binding; protein kinase activity
Source: RefSeq, a predicted model, not a curated record
CAUGAUAAUCACAAGCAAAAUGUCAACAUUGGCGUUUCAAACUUCCGUUUUCUAGUUUUCAAUUUUAUUCAUUCCAAUCACACCCGUCACCAUUGACCAAGUUCUCAACAUAAAAAAGCUUAUCACAUUUCAUUUCUUGCGCAGAGCAACAUCUUGAUGCAACAUGGUGACCAACCGUGUAACACUUUUUUUGCUCUUUGCAAUCGGAUUACUACUAUGCUCCUCCGCCGCAGCUCCCAAUUACAUCGCCAAUUACUGCAACCAAACCUCCAAUUCCACCGCCAGAUUCCAAUCCAAUCUCAACGUCCUCCUCUCCUCACUCAUCUCCAACGCCUCCCAAACUGACGGCUACUACGCUUCCGCCAUGGGCAGAGGAACCCCAGACGUCACCGAGGGCGAUCUCCUCUGCCGCGGCGACAUCUCCCCCACCACCUGCCAUGACUGCGCCGCCGCCGCAGCGGCGGAAAUCACGCGCCGCUGCCCUAACAAAACAGCGUCCAUUGUCUGGUACGACGAGUGCACCAUCACCUACACCUACCGCUACUACUCCCCCACCGGAACCGACCAGAGAGCAGCGUUGCCGAACGAUGACGGCGACGGCAACGGCAACAACGGUGACAUUUCUGAUUCGGAUAUUGACAGUUACAACAGAACGUUGUUCGGUUUGUUGAAUCGGUUGGGGGAGGAAGCUGCGGAUCCUGGUUCGGCGAAGAGAUUUGCGAGCGGCGAUGAGGGGUUUGGCGGGUCAUCGCGGCGGGUGUAUGCGCUGGUGGAGUGCGCGGGGGAUAUGACGCGUGGUCAGUGUGAGGAGUGUUUGCAGAAUGCGAUUGGAAUUCUUCCGGCCUGUUGCGGAGGAAGAAGGGGUGCGAGGGUUAUGCUUGCGCGGUGUAAUGUUAGGCACCAAUUGUACUUGUUUUACAAUUCAACAAGUGUGACUACUUCUCCUCCCUCAGGUGAUAAGAAAUCAGAGUCAUGGAAAAUUGCCUUACUUGUAGUUAUCAUCAGUUUGAUAAUUUCCCUGUGCUGUCUCUGUUAUUUCCUAAUGAGAAAAUCAAGGAAGAAACAUAGGUCCCUUCUUAGGAGAAACUUUGGGGAUGAAAGCUCGAAUUUGGGGUCAUUACAAUUCAAUUUGGCUACAAUUCAGGAUGCCACAAGGAAUUUUUCAAUUGAAAACAAAAUCGGAGAAGGUGGAUUUGGAGAGGUUUACAAGGGUAUCCUUUUAGAUGGACAACAAAUAGCCGUUAAAAAACUCUCACAGUUGUCAGGACAAGGAGCUAUAGAAUUUAAGAACGAGAUUACACUCAUAGCCAAACUUCAACAUAGAAAUCUAGUGACGUUGCUAGGAUUUUGCUUGGAAGAUCGAGAGAAGAUGCUUAUUUAUGAAUUUGUGCCUAACAAGAGCCUUGAUUACUUUCUAUUUGGUCCCCACAAGAGCGGCCGUGUAUUGAAUUGGUUUGAACGUUAUAAAAUUAUCGAAGGAAUCGCUAGAGGAAUUCUUUAUUUACAUGACCAUUCACGAUUAAAAGUUAUACAUCGUGAUCUUAAACCUAGCAAUAUAUUAAUAGACCAAAAUAUGAAUCCAAAGAUCUCUGAUUUUGGUUUGGCAAGGAUGGUUUCUAUAGAUCAAGAUCGCGGAAAUACAAAUAGAAUUGUGGGUACAUAUGGUUAUAUGUCUCCGGAAUAUGCAAUGCAUGGACAAUUUUCAGAAAAGUCAGAUGUGUUUAGUUUUGGUGUCAUAGUUUUGGAGACAAUUAGCGCGAAAAAGAACACUCGUUCUCUUCUAGCUAAUGAUGAUGACGACCUCUUGAGUUAUGCUUGGAGGCAAUGGAGGGAUCAAACACCGUUGAAUAUAUUGGACAAAGAUAUAAAAGAGCCUUUCAACCAUAGUGAAAUCAUUAAGUGCAUCCAAAUUGGUUUACUAUGUGUGCAAGAGAAGCCAGAGAAUAGACCUACUAUGGAAAAAAUUGUUUUGUAUCUCAGUAGCCCUUUAGCUGAGUUGCCACUUCCUGGAGAACCGAUCAUUCCUAUUCGCAAUAUGGUAGCAGGGGAAUCAAGUUCUGGUUCUGCAUUAUCAACUAAUGAAAUGUCCGUGAGUAUAUUUGUGCCUCGAUAACAUGAUCUAUAACUUUGGUGGAUCACUUGGAAUUUUUGUGAUUUUUCAUUUGUAGUUGGUAUAUAAACAGAAUACAUCUGUAAAUUGGGACAAAAUCCUCUAUAAUAUGACCUUAUGUUGGUCAUAGUUUUUUCAUGGUAAACUUCUACACCAUGGCUAAUGGAUAUAAUAUGACCUUACAUAUAUAAUUUUGAAGUAAUUCUCUCA